CGCCGCCCGCGCUCACUCGCAGCUCGAGCGGCGCCGCGAGGUCCACCCGCGCCGCAGCGGCCGGAGAUGCAGCGGGGCGCCGCGCGGGGGCUGCGCCUGUGGCUCUGCCUCGGACUCCUGCACGGUCUGGUGAGCGGCUACUCCAUGACACCCCCGACCCUGAACAUCACAGAGGAGGUGCAUGUCAUCGACACCAGUGACAGCUUAUCCAUCUCCUGCAGGGGUCAGCACCCCCUCGAGUGGGCCUGGCCAGGGGCUCAGGAGGUGCCGGCCACAGAGGACAAGGACGGGGAGGACACAGGGUUGGUGAGAGACUGUGAGGGCACGGACACCAGGCCCUACUGCAAGGUGCUGCUGCUGCACGACGCACAAGCCAACAACACGGGCAGCUACCGCUGCUACUACAAGUACAUCAAGGCCCGCAUCGAGGGCACCACAGCUGCCAGCACCUACGUGUUCGUGAGAGACUUCAAGCAGCCGUUCAUCAACAAGCCCGAUACACUCCUGGUCAACAGGAAGGACUCCGUGUGGGUGCCCUGCCGGGUGUCCGUCCCUGGCCUCAACGUCACGCUGCGCUCGCAAAGCUCAGUGCUGUGGCCAGACGGGCAGGCGGUGGUGUGGGAUGACCGGCGGGGCAUGCGGGUGGCUACACUGUUGCUGCGAGAUGCCCUAUACCUGCAGUGUGAGACCACCUGGGGCAGCCAGGACUUCCUUUCCAACCCCUUCCUCGUGCACAUCACAGGCAACGAGCUCUAUGACAUCCAGAUGUUCCCCAAGAAGUCGCUGGAGCUGCUGGUCGGGGAGAAGCUGGUCCUGAAUUGCACCGUGUGGGCCGAGUUCAACUCGGGCGUCGCCUUCGACUGGGACUACCCGGGCAAGCAGGCAGAGCGGGGGAAGUGGGUGCCGGAGCGGCGCUCCCAGCAGACGCACACAGAGCUGUCCAGCAUCCUGACCAUACUCAAUGUCAGCCAGCACGACCUGGGCCCUUACGUGUGUGAGGCCAACAAUGGCAUGCAGCGAUUCCGGGAGAGCACUGAAGUCAUUGUGCAUGAAAAGCCCUUCAUCAGCGUUGAGUGGCUCAAGGGACCAGUCAUGGAGGCCACAGCAGGAGAUGAGUUGGUGAAGCUGCCUGUGAAGCUGGCAGCAUACCCGCCACCGGAGUUCCAAUGGUACAAGGACAGAAAGGCAGUAUCUGGACGCCACAGUCCGCACGCCCUGGUGCUCAAGGAAGUAACAGAGGCCAGCGCGGGCAUCUACACCCUCGCCCUGUGGAACUCCGAGGCCGGCCUGAGGCGCAACAUCAGCCUGGAGCUAGUGGUGAACGUGCCCCCCCACAUCCAAGAGAAGGAGGCGUCCUCCCCCAGCAUCUAUUCCCGUCACAGCCGUCAGGCCCUCACCUGCACAGCCUACGGGGUGCCCCCACCUCUCAGCGUCCAGUGGCACUGGCGGCCCUGGACGCCCUGCAAGACGUUUGCCCAGCGAAGCCUCAGCCAGCGGCAACAGCGAGACCGCAUACCACAGUGCCACGACUGGAGGGAGGUGACCACACAGGAUGCUGUGAACUCCAUCGAAAGCCUGGACACCUGGACCGAGUUUGUGGAGGGGAAGAAUAAGACUGUGAGCAAGCUGGUGAUCCAGGAUGCCAACGUGUCUGCCAUGUACAAGUGUGUGGUCUUCAACAAGGUGGGCCAGGACGAGCGGCUUAUCUACUUCUAUGUGACCACUAUCCCCGAUGGCUUCAGCAUCGAAUCAGAGCCAUCUGAGGAGCCCCUAGAGGGCCAGGCCGUGCGCCUGAGCUGCCGAGCGGACAACUACACCUACGAGCACCUGCGUUGGUACCGCCUCAAUCUUUCCACGCUGCACGAUGCUCAAGGGAACCCGCUGCUGCUCGACUGCAAGAACGUGCACCUGUUCGCCACCCCGCUGGCCGCCAGCCUGGAGGAGCCCGCGGCUGGGGCGCGCCACGCCACGCUCAGCCUGAACAUCCCCCACGUGGCACCCGAGCACGAGGGCGACUAUGUGUGCGAGGUGCAGGACCGGCGCAGCCACGACAAGCACUGCCACAAGAAGUACCUGUCAGUGCAGGCCCUUGAAGCCCCUCGGCUCACGCAGAACUUGACCGACCUCCUGGUGAACGUGAGCGACUCCCUGGAGAUGCGGUGCCUGGUGGCCGGAGCGCACGUGCCCAGCAUCGUGUGGUACAAAGACGAGAGGCUACUGGAGGAAGAGUCUGGUAGUGAGGGUGGUCAGGCAAAGGGCGGGGUCCGGAGGCCUGCAAGGCCAAUCAUCCCUUCUCCUCUCCCUGCCAAACUUGCAUCUCCACCCCACCCUACCCCUGCAGGAAUCGACUUGGCAGACUCGAACCAGAAGCUCAGCAUCCAGCGCGUGCGCGAAGAGGACGCGGGACGCUAUCUGUGCCGCGUGUGCAACGCCAAGGGCUGCGUCAACUCCUCCGCCAGCGUGGCCGUGGAAGGCUCGGGGGACGGAGGCAGCAUGGAGAUCGUGAUCCUCGUAGGCACCGGAGUCAUCGCGGUGUUCUUCUGGUUCCUUCUUCUCCUCAUCUUCUGUAACUUGAGGAGGCUGGCCCACGCAGACAUCAAGGCGGGCUACCUGUCCAUCAUCAUGGACCCCGAGGAGGUGCCUCUGGAAGAGCAGUGCGAAUACCUGUCCUACGACGACAGCCAGUGGGAGUUCCCCCGGGAGCGGCUGCACCUCGGGAGAGUGCUCGGCCGCGGCGCCUUCGGGAAGGUAGUAGAAGCCUCGGCUUUCGGCAUCCACAAGGGCAAUGGCUGUGACACCGUGGCCGUGAAAAUGCUGAAAGAGGGAGCCACAGCCAGCGAGCACCGCGCCCUGAUGUCAGAGCUCAAGAUCCUGAUUCACAUCGGUCACCACCUCAACGUGGUCAACCUCCUGGGGGCGUGCACCAGGCCCAACGGGCCCCUCAUGGUGAUCGUGGAGUUCUGCAAGUACGGCAACCUCUCCAACUUCCUGCGCGCCAAGCGGGAGGCCUUCGACCCCGGCGCGGAGAAGCCCCCGGAGCAGCGGAGGCGCUUCCGCGCCAUGGUGGAGGGCGCCAGGGCGGAUCGGAGGCCGGGCAGCGGCGACGGGGCCCUCCUCGCGCGGUUCCUGACGGGCCCGGGCGGCGCGCGGCGGGCCGCCCCCGCGCAGGAAGCCGAGGACCUGUGGCUGAGGCCCCUGACCAGGGAAGACCUUGUCUGCUACAGCUUCCAGGUCGCCCGAGGGAUGGAGUUCUUGGCCUCCCGCAAGUGCAUCCACAGAGACCUGGCUGCUCGGAACAUCUUGCUGUCCGAGAGCGACGUGGUGAAGAUCUGCGACUUCGGCCUGGCCCGAGACAUUUACAAAGACCCCGACUACGUCCGCAAGGGCAGCGCCCGGCUGCCCCUGAAAUGGAUGGCCCCUGAGAGCAUCUUUGACAAGGUGUACACCACGCAGAGCGACGUGUGGUCCUUUGGGGUGCUGCUCUGGGAGAUCUUCUCCCUGGGGGCCUCCCCCUACCCUGGGGUGCAGAUCAACGAGGAGUUCUGCCAGCGGCUGAAAGACGGCACCCGGAUGAGGGCCCCAGAGCUGGCCACUCCUGCCAUACGCCGCAUCAUGCUGAGCUGCUGGUCUGGAGACCCCAAGGCAAGGCCUGCAUUUUCAGAGCUGGUGGAGAUCCUGGGAGACCUACUCCAGGCCGGGGGCCAGCAGGAGGAAGAGGAGGACCACAUGGCCCUGUGCAGCUCUCAGAGCUCGGAGGAGGGCAGCUUCCUGCAGGCGUCCACCACUGCCCUGCACGUCACCGUGACCGAUGCCCAGGACAGCCCGCCGAGCCUCACUGCCAGAUAUUACAAUUGUGUGUCCUUUCCUGGGUGCCUGGCCAGAGGGACUCAGAGCCAGGGUCCCUCCAGGAUGAAGACGUUUGAAGAAUUCCCCAUGACCCCGACGGCCUACAAAGCCUCUGUGGACAACCAGACGGACAGUGGGAUGGUGCUGGCCUCGGAGGAGUUUGAACAGAUAGGGAGCAGGCAAAGACAAGCCAGCGGGUUCAGCUGUAAAGGACCUGGCCGGGACGUGGAUGUGACCAGGGUGCACUCUGACCCCCAAGGGAGGCAGCAGCGGCCCGACCGGGGAGCCCGAGGAGGCCAGGUGUUUUACAACAGCGAGUACGGGGCGCUGUCGCAGCCAUGCAAGGACAACUGCGCCCCAUCUGCCCACGCGACCUUCUUCACGGACAACAGCUACUAAGGCAGCGCAGGACCAAGGCCCUGCUCUCUGCUGACCCUGGGCUCCAACAACUGGGGGCAGUACCUGGCCAGGCCAGCAGAGGGCUGGAGGCCCAGAUCGGGCACUCAUCUCAUUUAGCUCUGGCCAAAGAGAAGCGCCCUCUUCCCUGUCCGCAGCCCCCCUCCCCGGCUGGGAGAGCAGGACCCCAGGCUUCGGGCACCAUGCCUGCCCAGGGCCACCCUGCAAUGCCCUGGCCCCGCUCUCCCUCAGACUCAGCUGUCAUUGAGCUCAGUGUCCACAGGGACGGCCCCAAGCUGGGCACGUCCAUGAAUAAUAUCCCCUUGAUGGCCUCCUUUCUGCACAGUGGGUGGGCGGUAUGACACCCAUUUUCUGAUAAGGAAUAUGUGGGUCUGAGAGUCACACAGGGGUCCAGGUAAAGCCAGACUUGAGCCAGCUCUCACAGCCCCUGCCCGCAGCGCUGCCCCACCCACAGGCAUGUGCCGCUGCCCUUCCUGCACAGCUUUCCUCCCCCCGCCAGGGAGGUGUGUGUUUCCUUCCCAAAGCAACAGUGAGGUGUCGGGUCCCCUCCUGAGCCCGACCAAACAGCUGACUGUCCCGUGCGGUGGCCAUCUGUACCUGAGGGACCAGGUCCAGAGUGAAUCAGCACCCCGACCCUGAAUGAGAAAGACCAUCCGAUGGGGCUUUUUCACUAGAACUAAAGAGAUUAUUUCAGCUGCUGUGAAGAAUUUCCUUUUCAAAAUUCAGUCUGAAGGGAGCCCGGGAGCAGCGAUUCUCAGCCCCAAGUGGGGCUGUCAGAGCAGAUGCUCUCUCUGGAGAAGGCCCCCAGUCUCCCCACCUGGUCCACAGUGUGGAGAACCAGCUGAUGGUCUAGAGCCACCUCGUGUGGCUCUAACCUCCCUCAGGACUGGCCCUGCCCCUGAGGUGCCUCCCAGACAUGGGAGCCCUCACAGGAAACCGGCGCUGUGAGCCGCACGGAGGAAGGCCUUGGAGCUGGCACUGCAUGGUGACACUCAGCAGCCAGUGGGUGUUCUUGUGGCCCUGGGGGCCCUGACUUGGACACCCUAGCAGAUCAAGCCUGCCCCCUCACAGGGGGGCACCAGAGAUCCCCUGGAGGCUGGGACCAUCCCGCCCAGGCCUCCCAUCCCGCCCAGGCCUCCCAUCCCGGCUCACACCGCCCAGCACCCCUACCAGGAGAGACCCUCCAGCGAGUUCCUACCCAAAGACCGACCCGCCCUCCCGCAGACGCUUGCAGGACAGGCGGCUGCGCACGCGCAUGGGCUUGCUCGGCAGACCCUCCGAUUGCAGCUGCGUGCGUGGCUGUAAUUGCGUCCCGUGCCCCUCCCCUCCCUCUGCACGUCACCUGGCUGUGGGACCCGCCUCUGGCCUCUCCCGGGGAGCCCUGGCUGCUGCCCACAGAGGACCGGAGCCCGGGCUUACCACCUGUCUGUGCCACGUCCCCUCCUGUCGCAUAACUGCAUGCCCACACAUGUACCUGGGAAGAAAAUCUACUAUGCCUUUGUAGACGAUGUUCUCUGAAAAGACGGAAUAUAUUUAAUGAGAGAUAAUAAUAAACUUGAUGCCAGUCUUGAAGUCCCA
Messenger RNA from Microcebus murinus (gray mouse lemur), 5841 nucleotides. The record is from RefSeq and is a predicted model, not a curated record. NCBI's taxonomy places the organism in Eukaryota, Metazoa, Chordata, Mammalia, Primates, Cheirogaleidae.